Molecule: messenger RNA, 1353 nt
Organism: Patiria miniata (bat star)
Lineage: Eukaryota; Metazoa; Echinodermata; Asteroidea; Valvatida; Asterinidae
Product: E3 ubiquitin-protein ligase TRIM71-like
Exons: 2
Coding region: 1-1353 (450 amino acids)
Biological process (GO): positive regulation of DNA-templated transcription
Cellular component (GO): nucleoplasm; chromatin
Molecular function (GO): zinc ion binding; ubiquitin-protein transferase activity
Source: RefSeq, a predicted model, not a curated record
AUGGCAUCUAAUGUUACAGUGCAAUCAGUAUUGGAGAAGAUUAGUGUGGAUCAUCUGGAAUGCUCCAUCUGCACCAACCGUUUCAGGCAGCCCAAACUGCUGGACUGUUUGCAUAGUUUUUGUCUGCAAUGCCUCCAAGAGCUCAGACAGAGCCAAGAUCCUAGUGGUACAGAGCUGACAUGUCCUCUGUGCAGACGUGAAACCAUGUUGAAAAAGUCUGGGGUUGCUGAUCUCCCUAAUAACUUUGCAUUCAGUGCCCUGGUGGAGGAAGUUGCAAUGCAGGAAAAGCUACUGGAAGGUCAAGGGUCAAAAAUUAAAUGCCAAGCCUGUGAUGAGGAGAAUCAGGCUGUGUCAAGAUGCACGGACUGUGAUCAUUUCCUCUGUCAAGAAUGUCAAAAGGCUCAUGAACGUUUAACCCUAAUGAAAUCUCACAAAAUCUACACACUGGCUCAACUUCGAUCAGGAGAGAUUGUCUACAAGAGUAAACUAAGAGAAGAAGUUCCCAAAUGUGGCAAGCAUCCAGAUCAGAAUCUCAAUGUCUACUGUGACACAUGUGAGCAAGUCAUAUGCCUCACGUGUACUGUUCUUGAUCAUGGGAAUCCAAAACAUUCCCUCAUCGGCCUAUCUGAGGCUUUUGAAAAGUGUAAGAAAAAAGUUGAAGAACUUGUCUCAAAAGUUAGUAAGAGUAAAACAGAACUGAACACCACCAUAGAGAAGGCGUGCACAACUCGCAAGAAACUUGACAUCAUGUUUGCAAACACCAAGAAGAAAAUCUCAGAAAUAGCUGACCAAGAGGUUGCCAAGAUCCGACAGGAGGAGCAGAAACUGUUAACAGAGACUGACACGAUUUACCAAGAGAGAAUCAUAAUGUUUGAUGCAGCUCAAGCCAAUAACAGCAAAGAGGUGACCAAGACAGAGCACAAGCUGGAGGAGGUGAAACAAAUCAUGAAUCAAGCAAGCUGUUAUGAGAUUCUUGAACUUCAGCAGAAGCUCUUGCAUAACCUCAGUGAAUUGACAGGGAAACAGCCACAGCAAGUUCCUGACAAGUUGACCUUCAUGGACUUUGAAGAAGGUGAGAGGUCACUUGGGAGACUCAUUCUGGAAGAAGAGCCAAAGGCUGCAGCUAAGCAAUCACCAAGACCUGCAAGAUCAUGUGUGAAGGAGAAAUGGGAACCAAAGACUGAUGUCAAGAACUUUGGAUGGUUUACAUCCAUAUCACGUGUUGCAGCACACUCUAGCAAUAAUAUACUCGCACUACAAAGAUGUGGUGAUCCACGUGGCAUCACAUUCACAUCAGGUGGUGAUCUGGUAGUGGCUGCAGGAGAGUCUGUACAGAUCUAUCACCGAGUGUAA